Neurospora tetrasperma FGSC 2508 is the source of this 717-nucleotide messenger RNA. RefSeq lists its product as uncharacterized. NCBI's taxonomy places the organism in Eukaryota, Fungi, Ascomycota, Sordariomycetes, Sordariales, Sordariaceae. The record is from RefSeq and is a predicted model, not a curated record. The coding region runs from base 1 to 717 and encodes 238 amino acids. The transcript is spliced from 4 exons.
AUGGACGCUGAUCACCAAGAGGACAAACACGGCGCAAUUAUCACCCGACUCAUCGCCGCUCAGUGGCAGACGGGAGCACUGGAUCAGACAGCCAUCAGAGAAGCGGACCACUUUCAUACAUUUUCAACGCGUCGUGAGGAAACCCUUUGGAAGUUCCAGGUCCACAGUACCACGACCUCAACCACCAGGAUUGACAAGGCUGUUGUUCAUUCUGCCCCUUUGGGAUAUGGGCCGCCCUUCCAAUUGGCGCAUAAUGGUCUCCUGCGCCAUCUCUGCGGGUGCACGUGGCUGAUCUUUGAGAAGGUCGUGUUUCAAGGACCCUGGAUCUUGGGACGCAAGUUUGGUCUACGUGUGCAUCACGGUGUUGAUGGCAAAGGUGAGGUGGCUGCCUGGUAUUACAACAGGUCGACACCAAGCUCCCCGCUCCGAGCCGGGACAGGAUGCCAAACCCCGGAUAAGUUUGCCAAUGCACACGCCAUCCCACAAGGACAGCCGCCCACUCAAGUCCGCACUGGGAAAUCCCACAAAACAGAAAGAGCAAAACCGCAAUGUUCGCAGGGUCCCAACCUAGAAAUGGCCGUGAGGGCGGAUUCAUUAACUCUCUUUGCACAAGUAUUCCCCAAAGUUGCCUUUGCGGGCAAGAAGUCUGAGAUCGGACAAUACAUCCCAACCAAGUUGUCGUUAUGGGAACGGAAACAGUCGAAGCUACGGGGUUAA